Molecule: messenger RNA, 1765 nt
Organism: Elaeis guineensis (African oil palm)
Lineage: Eukaryota; Viridiplantae; Streptophyta; Magnoliopsida; Arecales; Arecaceae
Source: RefSeq, a predicted model, not a curated record
CACUACGGUAAAUAACUAAAUGUCCCUCCUUUCUGUCCACCACCCUCCCUCGUCCCCUUUAUAGGAAUUCUUUUCUCAUUAAGUUUGCCGCCGCCGCCACUGGGAAGAGGGAAGGAGAUGAUAGAAGAGCUCGCCUUCCGUGGCCACGGCUAGCAUUUCUCCCCUGAUGCCGAGGCAAAGGCGGCGCCUUUCCCUUCUGCUCUUCUUCAUCCCCACCUCCUUGUUCGCCCUCGCCCUCCUCCACCUCUCCGGCGACGGCGCUGCCGCCUUCUCCCGCGCCGCUACCCCCAUCCAGGAGGCGAACCCCGCCGCUAUGCUCGCGCUGAGGGAAGAAGUAUCCCUUCCCAAGCCCAAAUCCCACCACGAGUUGAGACUUCUGGAGAAUGCGAGCGAUGGGUUGGAACCCAGCUCCGUUUCGGUUCCUAAGGGCACAAAUUGGUCCGAGGCCAGGUCUCUACUUCGCCGCCUUCAUUCUAAUGCCCGUUCGAGGCGGUUCUCCGCCAGAGCUUACGAGUUCUUCCAUGGAUAUCCCCCCGUUCGUUCCAAUCCCUCUUGCAAAGUUCGCUUUUUUAUGACUUGGAUCUCUUCGUUGGAUGCAUUUGGCCGCAGGGAGCUGCUAUCAAUGGAGAGCCUGUUCAAAUUCCACCCGGGUGCUUGCUUGCUUAUAGUCUCCAGCACCAUGGACUCCCCCAGGGGUGCUAGGCUGCUGAAGCCCUUCAAACAGAUGGGCUUCAGGGUGGCGGCAAUGUCGCCGGACUUCGACCUUCUCUUCAAGAGCACACCUGCCAGGGCCUGGUUCAAGCUUCUCCGGAAAGGUGAGAUUGAUCCCGGGGAGGUGGCACUCGGGCAGAACCUCUCUAACCUGCUCCGGCUUGCAGUCCUCUACAAAUUUGGAGGAAUUUACAUUGACACUGAUGUUCUAGUGAUGAAGAGCUUCUUGGGUCUUAAGAAUGUCAUCGGAGCUCAGGCGGUGGAUGCCGAGACAGGGAAUUGGAGCCGGUUGAACAAUGCUGUGAUGAUAUUUGACAGGAGGCAUCCUCUUCUGUAUAAAUUCAUCGAGGAGUUUGUGCUGACCUUCGAUGGGAACAAGUGGGGGCACAAUGGACCGUACCUUGUUUCGAGGGUGGUCUCGAGGGUGAUCGGAAGGCCUGGUUUCAUGUUCACGGUGCUGCCGCCGGUGGCAUUCUAUCCAGUGGAUUGGAAUAGGAUAGAAGGGCUGUUUCAGGGGCCACAGGGUGGGAACCACUCAAAGUGGGUGAUGGCCAAACUUGAUACAAUUUGGGAGGAGAGCUUUGCUGUGCACCUACGGAACAAGCAGAGUAGAGGGAUGAAGGUUGAGGAGAAGAGUGCCAUUGCAAGAAUAAUGUUGGAUUGCUGCGUUUUCUGCAAUUUUGCAGUGUCUGCGCUGUAAAUAGUAAGGAGCAGGAAGAAGUUGUUCAGAUGUGCCAACAUCGAAUGCCAAUAUUUACCACAGCUUGUUGUCAUGGAACAUCUAAGUCCAUUCCAUGGCUGCAGUGUCUAAAGGAGAGAUAUGGUUGUAAGAAAAAUAUUCUAUCUUUUCCUUUUCUCCUUCCUUUUCCUUUCCUUUUAUUAUGUCAAUCACCUUCUGUUAAUGGUGACAUUAUCACAACCUCCUUGGUAUAAUGGGUAUGUUUGUGCAAUAACAGUAUAAGGUUGUGGUUUGUACUCUUGUGCUGUCGAAACAUUGUUUGUGUAUGGGCCUGAUUCUGCUUAACAAGUUUGCAUUGCAAUUCAGGAUUUUUAA